Molecule: messenger RNA, 958 nt
Organism: Mercurialis annua (annual mercury)
Lineage: Eukaryota; Viridiplantae; Streptophyta; Magnoliopsida; Malpighiales; Euphorbiaceae
Product: fasciclin-like arabinogalactan protein 11
Exons: 1
Coding region: 68-781 (237 amino acids)
Source: RefSeq, a predicted model, not a curated record
UUGCUCAAUAUAUGCCCUCAUUCCUUACCUCUCCUCAAUAACUUAGACCAAAAUCAACCUAAAAACCAUGAGAAACCAGCAUUUCUCUCCGAUCUUUGUAUCCUUAAUGUUCUUCUUCCUCCAUUCUUAUGCUCAAACCCCAUCACCGGCCCCAGCCGGUCCAACCAACAUCACGGCGGUCCUCGAAAAAGCCGGUCAAUACACGACCUUGAUCAAGCUCAUGAAAAGCACACAAGAAGAUAGCCAAAUCAACACACAGCUUAACAAUUCAAAUCAAGGACUUACUGUGUUUGCACCAACUGAUAAUGCCUUUACUAAUCUUAAACCCGGAACGCUAAACUCGCUUACGGAUCAAGAAAAAGUUCAGUUGCUGCAGUUUCAUAUCCUUCCUACUUUCAUUUCCAUGUCACAGUUUCAAACUGUGAGUAAUCCUCUGCGUACACAAGCGGGAAAUAGCGCCAAUGGCGAGUUUCCGCUGAAUGUGACCACAUCAGGAAAUCAAGUGAACGUAUCAACUGGUGUUGAUACAACAAGUGUGGCUAAUACUAUAUAUAGUGAUGGCUCACUAGCUGUGUAUCAGGUUGAUAAAGUGCUUCUUCCAUUGCAACUUUUCAGUUCAGCGGCCCCUGCUCCUGCUCCUUCGAAGCCUGGGAAGGCUGUUCAAGGAAAAGCUCCGGCAGCUGCAACAGGUGAUGAUACCCCGGCGGAUGCGUCAUCUGCCGCAACAGCAAUGGUAUCCUUUGCAGUAGCAAUUGUUGCUGCAAUUUCUUUGAAGCUAUGAUUUUGUUGCCUGAUUUUCAUCUUCUCUAUCCCUCGAUUUUGCGGUUUCUAUUCCCGAUGAUUUUAUUGGGGUUCCUUUAAGCCUUUUAGAUUCGUUCUGUAGCUUUUUUCUUUUUUUGGUUUCACCACAUGAUGAACCCUAAAAUAAUUCAAAUAAAAUUCUUUACAGUUUGUAAGA